Harpia harpyja (harpy eagle) is the source of this 3621-nucleotide messenger RNA. It is a transcript of the gene TMEM9, whose product is annotated as transmembrane protein 9. Lineage: Eukaryota; Metazoa; Chordata; Aves; Accipitriformes; Accipitridae. Gene Ontology annotation, cellular component: lysosomal membrane. The record is from RefSeq and is a predicted model, not a curated record. The transcript is spliced from 5 exons. The coding region runs from base 1428 to 2477 and encodes 349 amino acids.
AGUUUAUUGGGGGUGCUCCCAGGGAGAAGGGGCGCAGGGCAGAUGCGUGCGGUUGUGCUGUGGGCCUCCUUUUGGGGGGUGGGGGGGUCAUGGCUGGGGGCUGCCAGGCUCCUCGGUCACGACCUCCAAGACCUUAACUUCCCUCUCCUCCACUGUCAUUCACAGCGCUGUUGGGUUUUGAUCCAGAUACAGAUGCUUUUAGACAGAUGGCUGCUGUAAACUUGGGUGAUUGUCUGGAAAACAACAGCUUUAAGGCAUGUGUGCAAGUGCCCCUUCGAACGUACGCUGUCAGACUUGGAAAGAAUUAGGAGUAAUUGCCCUUUGCGUGGCCGCUGGUGUUUUACAGUUCAUGAUGGGUGGACUCUGUCUAGGUGUCAUUCCAAGUUUUUAUUUUGUUGCUGGCAAACAUGGUAUAAUAGAUCACGUGUUUUCCCCUGCUUUUAUUAAAAAUGACAGUUAUGAGUUGUUUGGAUGAUCUGAAUUUAGUUGAGCAGGCUAAAACUAAAUUCCAGGUAUGCGCUCCAUUGUUGAGUUGAAAAUUCAAACAAGUAGUAGUCCAAAAACACUUACAAUGGGGAAUGUGCACUGUGCGGCUCAGAUAAGUCAUAUGUUAACCAGCAUUUCUGAUGAAGAGCUAAAACCCUGACGUGCAAGGGUGUCUCCAAAGAAAGAACCAUUGUUUGAGGAGGUUUCUGCUAAUUGGGGUGCAAAGGAUUAAGAAAUCCUGCAAUAAGCCGAUACGACUGGAAUGUAUUCUGAUGGUUUUUGGCAGGUCAGCUUGUUAGAAGUGGCUGGUGUUUUGUUUAGAUAAAGAGGAGAGGAACUUGGUGUUUGUAAUCCAUAACAUUAAUUUUUAGAGUGUUGACAUGAGAUAAAGCAAACGGUGAUAGAAUAUUCGAGUGAUGUAAAUACUAAUGGAAUUAUGUUAGGUAAUACAGCAUAAGUAUCUGGAGUUAGCUGUGGGAUUACAUGUGCAGUGUGGAGCUCAUUAAUGAAGGUGUAAAUUACCUUCCCUGAAUAAAGCUGUGCUGAAGUGGCUUUUCAGAGCUCUCCCCAAGGUGGCACCACGAGGCCUGCUGUGCCUUUUGUCUCCCAGUGAGCUGCCGUUGCGAAUGUGAAUGCUAGCCUUGUUAAGACUAGCUUUGCUUUUUGUGGCAAAGAAUAUGAGCUCAUGUUCUUUUGGAUUUGUGCAAACACAUGUCUCUAGAACAACUUUAUCUAUGCAUAUGUAGCAAAAGGCAUAUAAUGAAUUCACCAGGCUAGCAACUUGAAAUAAUUUUUAAAAAAUAGGGGUUUACUGAACAGGUAUCUUGGGGUAAAGGAGGUUUAGGAAUCAGUAAAUAUUCCACUCCCUUCCUGUAGUUCAUGGCUUGUGAGAGAGGAAAAUAUGCUGACCCCUUCAAAAGCAAAACUUUGACUAUCAGAAGAUGAAUGAUUUAAAAUUUAUUAUACAGUACAGCAAUGAGGCCCAGUGGACUUCCUUAAGUCGCUCUUGGUGCGGUGUUUUCCUCAUUCUGUAUCUUUUACUGAGCAAAACUGUCAGUAGCAGAAUACCUGUUGCAGAGCUCUGCAAUAGUAAGAGAGUAACAGGAGGUUACAUGGAGUUGCAGAAGUCAAACUGUAAGGAAGUCAGCAAUACUUUUUUGCAGGACUGUGGUAGUUUGGACGUGUGGCUCUGGAUGGUGGAAACUUUUUUGAUAGGAGUGUUUCUUGGGAUCUGUGUAAAGUGUUUCCAGGAGUUUUUGACUGGCAUCAGCCUUGAUUUGGCGAUAAAUUUCUACUUCCUGGGCAAAAUAGAGGCAAGUGGGCCAAAAAAGAAAGCUCAGACUAACUCAUUCUGGCUGCAUUCAGCUGAGAUCCUCUCUCCUGGAUGUGAAUUUUUGUUUCCUCAGGCUUCCAUGAUGUUUACCCAGUGCACCCAGAAGUGUGUGAGCUCCGUGCUCCUGAUUGUGCUGCUGUGCUGCAUCCUUCCUCCUCCAGCACAAGCCAGCAAGAGCUCAGAGGACAUCCGCUGCAAGUGCAUCUGUCCCCCGUACCGGAACAUCAGUGGGCACAUUUACAACAAGAAUGUGUCGCAGAAGGACUGCAACUGCCUGCAUGUUGUGGAGCCAAUGCCGGUGCCAGGGAAUGAUGUGGAGGCCUACUGCCUGCUGUGUGAAUGCAAGUAUGAGGAGCGCAGCACCACCACCAUCAAGGUGAUCAUCAUCAUUUACUUGUCUGUGGUGGGGGCACUGCUGCUUUACAUGGCUUUCCUUGUGCUGGUGGACCCCCUGAUCCGGAAGCCAGAUGCUUAUACCCAGCCCCUGCACAAUGAGGAGGAGAAUGAGGAUGCUCGCUCCUUGGCCCCAGCCCCCACCCCAUCUGGUGCUAGAGCCAACACAGUGCUGGAGAGGGUGGAGGGGGCCCAGCAGCGCUGGAAGCGCCAGGUGCAGGAGCAGAGGAAGACCGUUUUCGACCGCCACAAGAUGCUGAGCUAGAUCUUUGCUGAGCUAUGCGCCACCACUUCCCAAGAGACAAGGUAGCUCCGCUGGUCGAGACGGACAGCAAGUCAUCCUUCAGGACAUCCGUGGUGUUUGACUAAAAGCUCUAACCCUCUCUGAUUUACCGUCUUCAUAGAGAGAAGCAGACCAAAACGCUUGCCUCUGGUUUUGUCCCCUUGCCCUUUACCUCUUAGCCCAGAGGCUCCUUAACCCUUGCCUGGCUGAGAUCUGUGCCGAUCGUUAGCCCCGUGGCUGCAUGUAAAUGGUCGGUCAUAUGCAGUGCUGCUGCCCGGGUUCACCGGCUGACUCGAGUGGGGGCUGCAGCUCCAGCAUGCUGUGCUCGGCUGGACCCUGCGGGCACCACUUGCUGGGACUGAAGUCUCUGUCAGCCCACCCUCGCAUCAGAGACAGGGGUCUCAGUACAGAGUGUUGGAAGCUGGCUGAGUCUUUCUGAGACAAAAAUAGUGGGAUAAUUUUUAUGUGGGAUAAAUUAUGUGCCACUCCUCCAGGAUGAAGAAGCCUUCUCCAGUUCGCACCGAUGUUAAGCGGGUGUUGUGGUGAUGAAACAAGUGUAUUGCACUGGAAGGAAGAGGAGGGGGUUCCCUGCCCGUGGUCAGCUGCUGCUUGCACUUACCCUGGUGUAAACAGAGUGGAUUUCCACUCUCUUCAGUGGAAUCUGUCCAGAUUUACACCAGCAUAACCGAGAUUGCAGCUUGUUUCUGUGUAGGUGAAUAUCACAAAACUGAUCAGUACGUUCACAAGUAAAAGACCAACAACAGGUAAAAGGUUGAUUUAAGUUCAUAUCUUUUCCUGCUUUAGCAGUGGAUAAACAUACUGGGGAGAAAGCUUUCUGUUUGUACCCAUGCCAGUAAGCCUUGAUGCUCUCACAGUGUGCUCAGGAGCAUUUGUGUCCCAGAGGACGGGGGCAAAGGCUCUACUGGAGCACUGUAAACACUUGUCUCGGACUUGGGGCCCUGGAAAGGGGACACUUGUGCUACUCAAAACACUCCGAGAGCUCUGACUGUACUUGGGCUGUUUGGAGGAAACUGAGGUGAUUCUGCAAUGUGUAUAUUUAUAACGUCAGGAAAGUGCUGGAGUUUAUCAUGUAGCAUCUCUCUGUAUUAAAUGCAGACAAAGAUCU